Tuber melanosporum (Perigord truffle) is the source of this 5306-nucleotide messenger RNA. RefSeq lists its product as uncharacterized. Gene Ontology annotation, biological process: transmembrane transport. The record is from RefSeq and is a predicted model, not a curated record. Lineage: Eukaryota; Fungi; Ascomycota; Pezizomycetes; Pezizales; Tuberaceae. Bases 589 to 5145 code for a protein of 1518 amino acids. Gene Ontology annotation, cellular component: fungal-type vacuole; membrane. Gene Ontology annotation, molecular function: ATP binding; ABC-type peptide transporter activity; ATP hydrolysis activity. The transcript is spliced from 27 exons.
AUUUUUUUAAGCCCUGCUUUCUGUCUCGCUUUUAUUAAAUUUUUACUUUCGAUCUGUCGUAUCAUCAACAUCUUCUACGAGACUGAACGGGCAACACAGGGCCAACUGCAAUAGCCCACUAUAUUAGUGAUGACGGUGACGGUGAUAUUGUAGUCUAAUGGUAUGGUGGUGCCGUUCCUGACUCUGGAAUGGCAGCCACACUACAACGGAGCGUCAUCACAGCCCUCUCUCCAAGGAUAAAAUUCCGGCAACAUGGUGGUGUCUUAUCCUACUCGAGUAUCCCUGGAGAAGCAUGUUGUAAGCAAGCCGAGAGAACACUGCGUUGCCGGCAACUUUCAGAUCCUAUCGACCGCGCAACGGCGCACACCCUUCCGACGCCCCAGGUGCUCUCUUUCAAUCAGCACAUCUUCGACGACCGGUAUCCCCUCUACUCGAGUAGGCCCUAAGGAUAACAACCAGGAGGCCCCUUCAUUUCCUAUCUUUUCAAACAACACCUUAACACCUCUCUCUUGCCUUCCUCCUGGCUGGUAAUCUGACUGUCCUCUUACGGUACCUGGUAUCUGGGCUUCGGUUCGUCUAGCGGAAUCGAUGGAUCCCUUCUUUUCCACUUGGACGAGCUCCUCCUCGCUUUCCAAACAGCCUCAUUUCGCUUCUCCGGCUUCUAUCAACUUUAAUACCUGGGGUCUAGGAAGCACCGCUCGACUAGGCAUCUAUGGAGUCACCAUCGUUCUGGCUGUCUCGUUUUUGCUACUGCGAAGAUUUCUAAGUGGCGACCCUUUCUUUCCACCUGCUGAUUAUAGAUCCUACAACAUCGUCAAUCGGAAACUAUUCCUGGAACUUUAUGAUGCGGACGAGCUACCGAAGGCUCCCAUUGAAGAAUUGAGAGGUACCCGUCUUACCUUGGCAUGGAUCCAAGCUUUAUGCUAUAGUAGUCUCGUAUCUGUCAAUGCAACUUUGCUGAUCCUGCGAUGUCUACGGCGCGAGAUUAUAACCGACGAGGUCGCUGAGCUUGUUUACUGGACAUUCCUGUCUGCCCUCUUUCUUUACCGGUUCUACCCUAACCCUUAUAGGCCGACAUUACAAACCCUGACAUCCGUGGGGAUUCUUGUACCGUUGCUGCUAAUCAUGGAACGUGAUUUAUUGCCCAAAUUGCUUUUACAUCCAUCACGUGAGAGACUUAUUGAUGUUCGCACUGGGUGGGCGGUAUAUGCUCGACUCGGGUUGACACUGGCUAUCGGCAUCUUGUCUUUGGCUACGCCCCGAGUAUGGUAUCCGGUAGAUCCUUCAGCAGGCGGUGAACCCACUCCCGAACAGAUUGCGUCGCCUUUCAGUUAUGCUAUAAGUUACUAUUGGACAGAGAGCACUAUACGGGUUGCCUAUCGCAGGGAUGUUGAAGUAGAAGACUUGCCACCGAUUCCCGACUAUGAUCGUGGGAAAUUGUGGAGCAAAAUGAUAGUCAAUCAUCAACGGUCUACAACUUUCUGGACUUUGCUGUCACUCAUGAAAUAUGAGUUAUCGCUCAUGACACUCUUUAGUUUCCUUAUAGGUGCUACGCAGUUUAUCUGGCCUCUUUCCAUGAAACAUCUUUUGGCAUAUAUUGAGGGGUCGUCCCAACCUAUUGUCACCCCUUGGAUUUUUGUCGUGGGGAUGUUUCUUGGGCCUCUCCUUGGCGGUGUAGCAUGGGAAGCUUAUGUCUUUCAGUCCAAUCGUGUGGGUAUUCGUGUUAAGGCAGCUCUCACUCAAUCGCUGCUCGAAAAGACUCUGAAAAUCAGAUUUACCGCCGAUUCGGUCAGCAAGGAAGAAAGGCAAGACGCCACCAAGAAAGAUAAGGGAACCAAGAAAGAUAAGGGAAAGAAAGACGAAACUGAAACUGAGGAAGACCAUAAGAAAUCGAGGGUUGGGAGGAUCAACAAUCUUAUGAGUUCUGAUCUGGCUGAGCUAUCCUCUGCCCGGUCUGUUUCCCCAUGUCCUAGCUUGGAGGAAGCUAUUGCUGAUAUACUGCAUUUUUGUAGUGACUUCUUCCUUGUCUUUGGAGGUGUACCAAUUGAGGUAUUAUUCUCCGUGAUUUUUCUCUAUGGACUUCUAGGAUGGUCUAGUUUAGUUGGUGUGGCUAUGAUGAUCAUUACAAUGAUCAUACCUGGAAUGCUUGCGAAACUACUCGCUAAGGUCCAGAGAAGGUCUCGGCUGGCUAGCGAUGCUAGGAUAGAAACGAUGACCGAGACGCUCAACUCUGUUCGGAUUAUCAAAUUCUUUGGUAUGGAGAAAGUUUUCCUAUCGCGAAUCCGCGAGAAGAGAGAGAAUGAGUUACGGCUUUCUUUCCUCUCAAUGGUUUAUUCUUUGGGAUUUUAUACUGUUUCGCACCUGCUGCCAAUCAUCAAUAUGAUCGUUACAUUUGGGAUCUAUACGGAGGUUAUGAAACAGCCGUUGACCCCUAGUUUGACUCUCCUAAAAUUUAGUGUGUUGCUAGCAUGGGUGUCUCACGUCACUCGAUCAUUGAUCUCAGCCUUCAUUGCCUUCGAUCGUCUCGACAAGUUCUUGAUCGAAGAAGAGGAGCUCGAAAGGGCAGAGCAAACCGAAGACACGGCAAAGAGAGAAAUUGGACCAUAUCUCAAGGAUGCGACACUUUCCUGGUCCACGCCUGGAUCAGGAACGGAUGACGGCUUUAGACUUGCUGGUAUUGACGUCGAGUGUGUGUAUGGCGGGCUAACUGUCAUCGCGGGCCCCGUGGGCUCCGGAAAGAGUUCAUUCCUGCUCGGGCUUUUGGAGGAGAUGCGGCUUUUGAGUGGUGAAAGGUUUUUGCCUCGUGGUGAUGGGGUCGCCUACGUUGCUCAAACAGCUUGGUUGCAGUCAUUAACCAUCAAGGAUAAUAUAUUGUUCGGUAGUCCAUAUGAGGAGAGGAGGUACAAUGCUGUUCUCGAGGCAUGUGGCCUAACAGAGGACAUAGAGAAAUUUGACGCGGGCGACCUUACAGAAGUCGGUGAGCAAGGAGUCACCUUAUCCGGAGGUCAAAAGGCACGAUUGGCAUUAGCAAGGGCUGUUUAUUCACCCGCACAAACCGUUCUCCUUGACGAUGUGCUUUCCGCGUUGGACGCUGGCACCAGCAGAUUGGUCUUUGAAAAAUGUAUCAAGGGCGAAGUAUUGGCUGGCAGGACCGUAGUUCUAGUCACACACCAUGUAUCACUUGUUUCACCGGCCGCCAAGAAAAUUAUUGUGCUUGCCAAUGGUCGGGUGGUUUCGGAUAGCAGUCCAGAAGCACUUUCUGAUGAUGCAAUUGAACUCUUGAGAGAAACUGAAGAAGCUGAUAUAGCAGCAAGAGAUGUCGUACCAGGCGAGCCAGUCGAACAGCCGAUAGAAACGGUGGCGCCAAAAGCGAAGCCGAAGGGUUCCGGAAUGCUCGUUGCAGAAGAGGCUCGCAACAAGGGAAGAGUGCCAAAAAAGUUGGUGUUUGAAUAUCUCAAGUAUUUCGGGCCAUUGAUUAUCACAGUUGUCUUGGCUCUCAUCAGUGUGUUGGAUGAAGUAGUCGACUUAGUUGAUACGUUCUAUAUCGGACUUUGGUCUAAUGAAUACUCCAAACCGGGCCCAGUUGACGUUAAGUGGUGGCUGUCAAUGUAUGCAGCUUUGUUGAUUGGGACAUCAAUUUGCAACACUUUGGUCUAUUCUGUUUGGUAUUUCUUCGCCUGGGUAGGGGCAAGGAGAAUCCAUGAGAAAUUGGUAUCUGCAGUAUUGUACUCUCCGAUAAGGUUCUUCGACACUACUCCUGUUGGGAGAAUAAUCAAUCGCCUCUCAAAUGACAUCGCCGCGCUCGAUAAUGGCUUGGGCGCAUACGUAAAGAUUGUAUUCGAUCAGCUGCUCGACAUAGUCUUUAGAGCGGGGGUCAUGACUGGGUUGUUACCAGCUUUUUUGUUUCCUACAAUAUUGGUUUCCCUGAUCGGGGUUACAUGUGGUGAACUUUAUGUUCGUGCCCAAAUAGGUGUCAAGAGAAUUAUCUCUGUCAAAGAGUCCCCUUUGAUUUCGCACUUUGGUGACACAAUAUCUGGUAUUGUCACGAUUCGGGCUUUCUCUUGUCAGGAGCGCUUUUGCAAGGAAAAUAUAAAGAAGAUUGAUGAUUUCACACAGCCAAAUGAGGUCAAUUAUAAUCUGAACCGAUGGAUUGGAAUCCGCACUAGUGCUUGUACCUCGAUCAUUGGUGCUGCUGCUGGGAUCAUAGCUCUUACGACAAAGGGCUCUUCCCCCGGCAUGAUCGGAUUUAGCAUGUCAAAUGCUUUGGCUUUUAGCUCCUCUAUCCUUCUUGCCGUGAGGUAUUUCAAUUUGCUCGAGGUGGAGCUCAAUUCCUUUGAACGUGCCAAGGAGUAUAUCGAAAUGAAGCAGGAGCCUUCAUCAAGGCCUGAAGCUGAACCUCCCGCUGCAUGGCCCACUCAGGGUGACCUCAAGGUUACCGAACUAUCAGUAAAGGUGGGUAUCGUUGGGAGGACCGGUGCUGGGAAGAGCAGUUUGGCUCUUAGCCUUUUACGUUUCACCGAAAUAUCUAAUGGUAGCAUCAUCAUUAAUGGACUGGAUGUUCAGAAAAUCAAUCUCGAGGCUCUGCGACAGCGCAUUACAAUCAUACCGCAGGACCCUAUCCUAUUCUCUGGCACUAUUCGGACUAACCUUGACCCUUUCGGUGGCCUGGAUGAUACAGAGCUUCAGGCUGCCCUUGAUGGAAGCGGGUUGGCGGAGACCGAAUCUGGCUCAGCUCCGAAUAGCAAGCGAAUUGGGCUUGACACCCAGAUUACGUCCGGUGGUGGAAACUUAUCUCAAGGGCAGAGACAACUGUUAGCAUUUGCUAGAGCCCUCAUUCGGAGGUCGAAGUUGGUAAUAUUUGAUGAGGCAACGAGUUCGACUGAUUUGAAAACUGACGAGCGAAUUCAAGAAACCAUACGGACAAGUUUCCCCGAUUCAACCUUGAUAACAAUCGCUCAUAGGCUACGCACUGUUAUGUCCUUCGACCGUAUAAUCGUAUUGGACAAUCUCGGGAAUGGCGGGGAGAUAGUGGAGUUUGAUACCCCAUUCAAUCUGCUGCAGAACUCCGAGGGCAUGCUCUACAAUCUAGCACGCAAGAGCGGGGAGUUCGAAGAGUUGCUGAAGUUAGCAAAAGGACGGGAUUGAGGUCAGACAAUCUGCUAGGGGCUCUAUAGGUUUCCUUUUUUCCUCGGGUAAGCUAUAAGCAAUUAGUGUUUGUCUGGUUUGCUAUAGUAGAUACCUUUUUGCGUUAUGUUUGAGAUUAGACUUUCAUAGCUAAAAUACCAAUAUCACUUCGCUUUCGUGAA